UGCUGCUAUACCGCUGAUGCGCAAAAACCGGUGGCAGGAGGAGAACCGCGCUAGUCUCUGCUGUAAAGCCGCUUGAAGGCGAAAAUGUAACUGAAGCUGAAUAAAAUCUGCUGUAAGAGCCGGAGAACCGCUCAGUCGCCACACUUUCUCUCUCAGCGCGUGGAAACCUCGCGUGAUCAUGGAGCAGAGCCGCUGAACUGAGUGGGAACUUUCAGCUCAGUGGGAAGCAGGAGCCUGAACUGAGCCUUUCUGUAUCAAUCUUCGGGACCUCUUGAGCCAUUAAUGGAGCGGUUCCGUUGGUUUCGGCACAGAUGGCGACAGGUGGCCUCCACAGAGUCAAAGCAAGGCUGGUCCUCUGCCAAUGACUCACCGACCUCAAAAGGUGACUUAGAUACUCAGGACCACUCAGGACACAGGCUUUCUGGAAAACGAAGAACGGUGGUGGCACGAUAUGGUCCACACCGGGCAGAAUACCAGAGCAUCUCUAAAGCCUAUCAAGGCAACAACAUUCGGACCACCAAGUACACACUUCUCAGCUUCAUACCAAUGAAUCUGUUCCAGCAGUUUCACAGAGCGGCAAACCUGUAUUUCCUGUUCUUGGUGUUGUUGAACUGGGUUCCAGUGGUGGAGGCCUUUCAGAAGGAGAUCACCAUGAUUCCCCUUAUUGUCGUGCUCACGGUCAUCGCCUUCAAAGAUGCCAUAGAGGACUACAGGCGUUACUGCUAUGACCAGAGGAUCAACAACAAUCUCACAUAUGUGUACAGUGGUAAACAGCAGUGCUACGUGGAGAGACGCUGGGCUGAUGUGUGUGUGGGUGAUGUGGUGCAUUUGUGCUGUAAUGAGAUCAUUCCUGCUGAUAUGGUGCUGCUCCACUCUUCUGACCCAAAUGGAGUGUGUCACAUUGAGACCGCUAACUUGGAUGGAGAAACCAACCUGAAACAGAGACAGGUGGUCAGAGGCCUGCCACAACAAGAAUCAGAAUUUAUUCCAGAGAACUUCAGUAGCCGCAUUGAGUGUGAAAACCCCAAUGAUGAUCUGAGACGUUUUAGAGGCUACAUGGAGCACCCUGAUAAAGUACGGGUGGGGUUACAUAAUGAAAAUCUCUUGCUGAGGAGCUGUACAGUGAGGAACACUGAGACUGUGAUUGGCAUUGUGGUCUAUGCAGGUCAUGAGACAAAAGCAAUGCAAAAUAACAGUGGCCCACGCUAUAAACGAAGUAAACUGGAGCGCAGACUCAACAUGGACAUUAUUUGGAGUGUAGUCUUACUAUUGCUCAUGUGCCUUACUGCUGCUGUGGGCCAUGGUGUGUGGCUGAGCGGCCUGAAGGAUCCGAUCUUUAUGAUCUCUGAUGGCACACACCCAGCUCUUGCUGGCUUCUACAUGUUUUGGACUAUGAUCAUUGUUCUGCAGGUUCUCAUUCCCAUUUCUCUAUACGUAUCUAUAGAAAUAGUAAAAUUAGGGCAGAUCUAUUUCAUCCAGAAUGAUCUGGAUCUGUAUGAUGCCAGGCUGGAUACUGGUAUACAGUGCAGGGCACUGAAUAUCACUGAGGACCUGGGACAAAUCCAGUACUUGUUCUCAGAUAAGACAGGAACCCUGACAGAAAAUCGCAUGCUGUUUCGUCGGUGUACUGUUGCUGGCAAGGAAUAUCCUCAUAAUGAGCAUGCACAAGCUAUGGAGCAGUAUGAAGAGCAGGUUGCUGGCCGACCUGAUCGCACACACUCGCUGCGUUCUAGCUCCAGGAAGUCUCUCAGCUGCAACCGCAGCUCUUUAUCCCUCAACACAAUUGCUGCCGCUUCUGAUACCCACUCGCCACAUAGCACACUUCGCCAUCACAUAGCUGGGGCUUUUAGCAGUGCUAUGGAGUGUGCAGUGAUUCCAGAUGUGCAGCUGCAUGAAAAGCUGCAAGCCCUUUCGUUUCCUCAGUACCCUGCGAUUAAGUAUGAUGCUGCAGAACUCUCGCACAUCCUAGACUUCUUCCUCGCUCUGGCUGUCUGCAACACUGUGGUGGUGUCCUCACCCAGUCAGCCCCGUCACGUGGUGAAGACACCAGUGGCUCACACUCCUUUACGCUCUCUGGAGGAGAUGAAGACUCUUUUCCAGAAACUGAGUCGCCCUCGCUUUUCAAUGCCCCCCACUGAGAACAAUGACAGCCCUUCAAGCCAGACCAGGAGGUUCUUCUCUCUUGGUCGUCAGAGUCAAAGUACACCUCCGCGCACACCUACACACACUCCAUCACCCAGCCCUGCCAUCACGCCUCAACAGCAGCACCACCACAAUGAGAUCCUCAACCAAGACCAUGAUGAAGAUGAUAAAGAGGAAGAUGAUGAUAAAGAGGAAGAAGAGGAGUUGCUAUAUGAGGCAGAGAGCCCAGAUGAGGCUGCACUGGUGCAGGCUGCAAAGGCAUAUGGCUGCACACUGCUGGGCAGGUCCCCAGAGCAGCUGCUGAUUGCCCUGCCAGGCACCGGGCCACUUACUGUUCCACUGCUUCACCUACUGCCCUUCCACUCUGCACGUAAGAGAAUGUCAGUCGUGGUACGUCAUCCACUCACCAAUCAGGUGGUGGUCUACACCAAAGGAGCGGACAAUGUCAUUAUGGAACUGGCUGGAACAUCAGAUCAUGGUGGCAGUUCUAGGGAGACCAUGAAGCGAACACAGCGACAUCUAAAUGACUAUGCCAAGGAAGGCUUGCGAACACUCUGUGUUGCAAAAAGAGUCCUGCAGGAGGCCGAGUACAAGGUCUGGCUAACUGAGCAUGCUUUUGCUGAAACCAGUAUUGAAAACAGGGAAGAACUACUCCUAGAAUCUGCUCAGCGAUUGGAAACAAGCCUUACGUUAUUAGGAGCGACAGGUAUAGUGGACCGAUUGCAGGAAGAUGUUCCAGAGACCAUUGAAGCUUUACAGAGAGCAGGGAUUAAAGUAUGGGUGCUCACAGGGGACAAACAGGAGACAGCCAUUAACAUUGCAUGUGCCUGUAAACUCUUACGAACAACUGACCAGUUACUUACUGCCAACUGUGACAGCAAGGAAGCAUGUGAAGCUUGCCUUUUAGAACUCCAGCAGGAGAUUAGAAUGGCUAAAGACAGGGGUUUGUCUAACUGUGAUUUGGCUAUGUCUCAAGAUGAUGCUGGCAUCUCGGGCUUUACACUAGUGAUUGAUGGUCGCACAUUAGACUUUGCCUUGCAGAAGGAGUUACAGAAGGUAUUCCUGGAUGUAACAGUCAGUUGCCGAUCAGUCAUAUGCUGUAGAUCUACCCCUCUGCAAAAGAGCCAAGUUGUUCGACUUGUUGGUGACUCACUGGGGGUCAUGACCCUUGCUAUAGGUGAUGGAGCAAAUGAUGUCAGUAUGAUUCAGGUGGCAGAUGUGGGUGUUGGCAUCUCGGGUCAGGAAGGCAUGCAGGCUGUGAUGUCCAGUGAUUUUGCCAUCUCCAGAUUUAAAUAUCUGAGGAAACUCCUGCUGGUUCAUGGGCACUGGUGCUACACACGACUAGCUAACAUGAUCUUGUACUUCUUUUAUAAGAAUGUUAUGUAUGUGAAUCUGCUGUUCUGGUUCCAGUUCUUCUGCGGGUUCUCAGGAAGCACCAUGAGUAACUCUUGGGUGCUCAUCUUCUUUAACUUGUUAUUUACAUCAGCUCCACCGCUGCUGUAUGGCGUACUGGAUAAAGAUGUGUCUGUUGAUACACUCCUGUCCCUGCCACAGCUCUACAAAGCUGGACAGAACUCUCAGGCCUACCUCCCCUCCACCUUCUGGCUGAACAUGCUGGAUGCAUUUUACCAGAGCCUGGUCUGCUUCUUUAUUCCAUACUGUACGUACGCAGGUUCCGACAUUGAUCUAUUCUCUUUUGGUUCUCCUAUCAAUGGUUCAGCUCUUCUCAUCAUCCUUCUGCACCAGGUCAUAGAGAGCCACACGUUGACAUGGCUCCAUGCAGCGGUGUUGAUCAGCAGUGGCAUCUUCUACUACGUCUUCGUUCUAAUCUUCAGUAUUACAUGUGUGACAUGUAACUCUCUCACGAACCCAUUUGGCAUUGAGACCAGACUGAUGUCUGAUCCACUGUAUUACUGUGUGUGUGGACUCACUACUGUCCUAGCACUGCUGCCCAGGAUCCUGUGUCGUACCCUCUCUAACUCCCUCUGUCCAUCUGACUUGGUGAAGGCUCAGAAACUGGACAAGUCAUCCACAGGGCAGUAUUGGCACAGUAUCCAUCACCGGAGAGAAAACAAAUCUGCCAAAGAAAAAUUAAACUCCAGGCCCAUCCCUCGGACUCUCAGUGUGAAUGCUGACAUGCCCCACUUUGCGAACUGCAGUUCAGAAACUGGUCCUGUACUCUCCUGAUCCAUGAGCUAAAGCUGCCUCAAUACUAAGAAACUGAGAAUAAAAAAAACAGACAAAUCUCCAAACUGGCUUUACUUUGACUAGUGUUUACUGUAACUGACAUUCUUUCACAUUCCCAUCUUUUUGGAUCAAAACUACACCCGUUACCCAUACCAGUUUUCCAUAUCUGUAUGUACGUACUAUGUGGUGUUCGCUGUAGACAGUAAAAAAAAAAAUUUCUUAAUAAUAAGUGAAAUGCACAAGUAUGGACAUUUAAAAAAAAAAAAAAGGGGUUACACCUUCCUGACACAAGUAAAUUUCAACUUUUAAAAUAUGAGUAUACUGUGAAAAUGUUCAUAACCUUUUGUACUUUCAAGGUUGGACUUGGUUUUGUUGGACAAGAAUGGUGCUACGUUUUAGUGCACUAUGCUAUAAUAAGUCAAUGAAUACUAAAAUAAUGGGGAAAAAAAAGGCUUUCAUCAGAGACGUUACUGUAAGAACUGUGACUCCAAAUGAGUUUCAGAAGACUGCUUAUAAAAGGAGAAAAUGAGUGGCAUAAGGUUUGAUUGUUGAAGACUUACUUCCACGCUGGCCUUAGGUGGAUAACAUUUGUCUAUCCCUAGUCUAGGGGAAACUACAUAGAAUUUAAUGUUUUGGCCGGCAAAGUGCGAAGUGACCCAAAUGAACCGGUUCCAAUCUGAUCUCGCCAACAGUGGACGAUAUGCCCAAGUAAUAGCCUGUUCUUUAGCAACACAAACAGGAACUAGCAAUUUUGUUAGGAGUAAUGUUUACAUUUACGUGUUCAGCAUUUGGUAGACACCCUGAGAAGGAUUUUAGUUUCCAUCAAAAUCAUAUCCUAGCACUUAAAGGUCAGGGUCUAAGUAAUAUUAAGUUAAAACCAUGGUAGACAGAAGUUUGUUGUUGGACAAGAUGAGGAUUUUUAGUGCUCGUUGUUGAAACAAAUGUUACAGAGGGCAGAAAAAAGACAAAAAAAAAAAGUCUGUUGAAGUUUAUCAUUCAAUACAAGCAUUAAUUUAAACCAAGGAUUAAUAAGACUCCUGUCCUGCAGAAUUUUUUUCUAUUCAACACACCUCAUCCUACUUAUGAGGGAUGGAUAAAUUAUGCAGGUUGGUAGGCCUCCAAACCACACUGCACAAGUAAUGCUGAACUUUCGACAGGCUUUAAGAGUAUUAAGUUUGGGGGCAUGAAUACAGACGGACAACUUUUUAAAAGAACUGUAUGUAAGUUUACUUGUAACUGCAAAAUAUGAACAAAAUACUAUAACAUGAAAUAGUUUAGCAGGGAUAUACCUUGUGACUUAAAUGUUGAUGUAAAUUUUAACAUUAAUCAAUGCCGGCUGCGCCCCCCCCCCC
Messenger RNA from Neoarius graeffei (lesser salmon catfish), 5681 nucleotides. RefSeq names its product ATPase phospholipid transporting 10D (gene atp10d). The record is from RefSeq and is a predicted model, not a curated record. The transcript has 23 exons. Gene Ontology annotation, molecular function: magnesium ion binding; ATP binding; ATPase-coupled intramembrane lipid carrier activity. Bases 283 to 4329 code for a protein of 1348 amino acids. Lineage: Eukaryota; Metazoa; Chordata; Actinopteri; Siluriformes; Ariidae. Gene Ontology annotation, biological process: phospholipid translocation. Gene Ontology annotation, cellular component: plasma membrane.